Cygnus olor (mute swan) is the source of this 3238-nucleotide messenger RNA. Its product is annotated as transmembrane protein 180-like. NCBI's taxonomy places the organism in Eukaryota, Metazoa, Chordata, Aves, Anseriformes, Anatidae. The coding region runs from base 920 to 2374 and encodes 484 amino acids. The record is from RefSeq and is a predicted model, not a curated record. The transcript has 8 exons.
CGUGGCUCCCGGGGAGCGCCCCCCGGCUCGGCAGCCCCUGCGGGGCGCUGAGGGAGUAGCCCGUGAGGCGGGGCGGGGCGCGGACCCCCGGCUCCCCUCAGCAGCGUUGCUCCCAGGGAGGCUCCGCGUUGGGCAGGGGGUGGCUUCGGCGGCCUCCUGCCCUGCGAGAGGCGGGGAGCUGGGUCUGGGGGCUACUGAGAAAAAAGCAACGUGUGCCCGCUUCUCGCAGGCCAGCGCCCCCGGGCAGCGCCUCCUCAGCCUCUCAGGAGCUCCGCGGGUUCGAAGGCGCUGCCGGUGCCUCCUGCUCCGGGUGCUUUCGGUUCUCAUCCGCCCUCAGCAGCCUGUCCUUUGGCGUUGCCCCUCAGGACUAGGAAAGGGUUUAUUCUUAGCUCUGCCCUAAUAGGGCUGAGGACGAGGAAGGUGUUUGUGACCAUCAGGGCCAUGAGCACCACACGGCAGCGCGGGACCCAGCAGGGCCUGCUGCCACCCCGUGUGGUCCAGCCGAAGCUUGUUGCCACUUGGGAAUCCACUUUUCUUCUCCAAGUUUGUGCUCCAGCUUCUAGAGGUCGUCACCCAGCCCUGGGAGAGAUGCAAGUAAUGCCAUGCUGCGUCUCGCUGCUUUAAACAGCCUCUUCUCUUGGCUCAUCUGUAUUAACGCAGUUGCAACCACUAGACGUUUCUGAAACUGAUUGCCUUCUUAGUUCGCUUUCUGUGUUUGGGAGUGGAUGGAAAAACUGCUGUUCCGCCCUCUGUCUGAGCCAGAAUAGACACUUCUCCAGCCCUCUACUUGAUUUGCAGCUUUUAUCUGGCCUCACCUGGUGAUUAGAAGGUUACCAUCUGCCCUCACAGCAGCCUGUCCUCUACCACUUUGUGAGCCACAGGAAGCUAGAAGGAAGAAUAGAUUCGUACAAUUUGGAAGAUGAAGUUUGUUUUGGGAAUUCAACCAAAUGCGCUGGCAUACUCCAUGACUACGUUAGGUGCAGGAAUGAUGAACAGUAUCUUUAAUUUCUACUACGUUAAGCUUUUCCUAAACCGAUACAAAAUUUCAGAAGUAGCGUUUCAUCAAGCACAGGUUGUAUUUAUGAUAUGGAAUGCCAUUAACGAUCCUCUUUUUGGAUAUAUCCAAGAUAACUCCAAAUUCGCAUGCUGCUCAAGACGCCAGUUUUCAAUUCUAUAUGGAGCUCCUUUAUACGCGUUAGCCUUUUUGCUUCCUUGGUUUCCUUGGAAACAUUAUGAAGAAGGUGACUGGCUAAGUGGUCUUCACCUUAUUGUUGCAUUAUGUGCUUUUGAUGGUUUGCUUACUUUUGUGCUUCUAGCGCAGUGCGCACUCUUUGCAGAAAUAUCAACAAGACAUGAAAGUAGGCUUCAGCUUAUUAAAUACAACCAAGUAGCAACAUUAAUCGGAUCUACGAGCAUUCUCUUUUGUGGUCUAAUAUCAGAUAAUAUGGAAAAUUUUGCCAGUUUUCAGGCUUUUGCUGUUUUGGUUGCAGCAUUAGCAACAGCUUGUAUGUGUUACACAGGCAAAUAUAGUACUAGUCAGUAUGAGCAGAGAGAAGUUCUUAUGGAGAAUGCUAAUCUAGAAAAUGGUGAUAGAGUUCUUUCCUGGUCCUCUGUAAUUUCGUUGACCAAACAGAUUAUGACAGAGAAAAACUUUUUAUUUUUUGUAACUAUGAACUUCUUCCAAGUCUUUCACCUAGCAUUCUGCAACAAUUUUAUGAUGAUCUUUGCGGAUGAUCUCAUUCCUAAGGAUGUCCUUUCUUCCUCAAUAAGAAGUGUCAUGUACGGAGCAGGUUUUAUUUGUCCUCAGUGCCUUGUUCUUCUCAGUCACGCUUCAUUGAAGAAGUUUGGUUAUUACAGAAUCAUCUUGUUUUCCUUUUACUUUGAAGGAGUAGCUGCUGCUGUCAUGUUUUUUCUAGGACCAGAACAUUAUUAUCUCUUGGCAUUUUAUCUCACAGCAAACAUGGUAAUUGUACAAGCUUCAUUUAGUUUGUUCAAUUUGCCCUUGGCAGAUAUUGUUGAUGCAGAUUUAGUAAAGCACAAGCGGAGAUCACCACUUUCCUCUAUGGUUUUUGGUACCAAUGCUUUAUUUACCAAGCCUGCUCAAUCUUUGGCUCCAAUGCUUGUGGUUACCAUACUAAAUCAAUUUGGAUAUGAGAACUUGAAUAAUGAAGUUGCUCAGCCAGAUCCAAGGCUCUUAAGUCUGAACGUUGGCUUUUGUAUUCUCAGCAACUUUCCAAGUUUUUGCUGGAGCAGGCUGCCUAGCAAGGUGGUUGAUGCCCCAUGCCUGUCACUGUUCAAGAGGCAUUUGGAUAAUGCCCUUAAUUAUAUGCUUCAACUUUUGGUUAGUCCUGAAGUGGUCAGGCAGUUGACUUGAUCUUUGUUUGUCCCUUCCAACAGAACUGUUCUGUUCUGUUCUAUGAAACUUUUUCCAGCAAUGAGUGUACACUUGACAAAUUAUGGGAGUAAGCUUUUUCUGCUUGUUCACUCUUAUUUUUGUUUGAUACUGUCAUUUCAUUUUCUCAUUUAUUGAUACAUUGCUUAUGCAAGACCACAUGGAAUGCUGGAGCUCACAAACUUUCUGGAUGACUUCAACUUGCAUACAUAAAAAAAAGGUUCUUACCUUAUGGCAGAAGGGCGUGUCUCCCAUACUUCAUUUGUUUUAUAUAUUUUGAAAUCAUUUUGUUAGCGUACUCCCUUCAGAAGUGGGCUUCACAAAUAUUCUGUCUUUGGUGCUCAUCUUGCACUGUAUCAGAAAGAAACUGUCAAUCAAAAGCUAUCUGCUGAGCAAAUCAUGUCUUCUGAUUCUAUGCCUCUGGCAAAAAGUCUAUAAGAUGGCACUACCUUACCUAUACCUCAUCAUUCCAGUAGUUACGUUUUGAUUUUUCAGCUACAUGAUACUAUCUAUGACUCUUUUAUAUUCUCCAUGAUCAUGGUAUUUCAUUAUUGUUUCAGUAGAGUUAAUAAAGCUCUAUUAGAAUACCAGCCAACUGUAAAUUGCCAAUUUUUAAGCUUGUCUGGUUUUUGUUGCCAUCGUGAUAUUGAACAGUCUGCACACACACAUUCUCAGCCUGUGUAAGGACGACAUUCCUGACUAGCUUAUUAGGGCAUCUGGCAUGCUCUGAGUCAAAUUCUUAUCCCUGGAGAUCUUCUGAGACAAUAGUUUGUCAUCAUCUUGGUGGCUUCAGUUACAGUUGUAUUCUGCAGGGCAUCCAAGCCGGUAAGACAGUGAAACAGUUUU